AUGCUGAUGCUUGCAUUUGCCGCCCAGUCACCGCAGCCUCGCCUUACAGACGCGGUGCCAGUGUCCGUGCUGUGGUCUCCACCUCAUGCAGAGGCCCCGCUUGGAGCAGGGAAGACAGAGCAGCGCAUGCUGUUGGCCGGAAGCACAUGUGCAAUGGCUGUUGCUGCCCAGUGCCGAGAGAGAGCGAAGUGCAAGAGCCGCAAGGCUUUUAAAGUCGUCUGCCGGGACCAAGCACUUCCACAGAGCGACAGCGAUGUUGGUUUGUUCACCUCUGGGCGGGCCGUGGUCGACCAGCCCCCGAAGUCGAAAUCAGAUGUGCAGCCAGCUAUGCAGCAUCCAUCUGGCAAGAGGUUGAAGGUCAUCGUGUUGGGCAGCGGAUGGGGGGCAGCAUCGUUCCUGAACGCCUUGAGCCAGCAGGAGGCGCAAAUGUACGACAUCACAGUCGUGUCCAUGAGGAACUUCUUUCUGUACACGCCACUGCUGCCCACCUGCACGAUGGGAUCCAUCGAAGAACGUUCCAUCGUGACUCCUAUCCGUGAGAUGGCCUAUGGAAAAGCCGACUUUUUAGAGGCACGUUGUGAAGCCAUUGACCCAGAGAGCAAGAAGAUUCGAUGCAGCCGCGCAAUACGCUCCAAGGUGAGCUCCAGCUCCGACUACCACAGAUUCCCCGAGAAGCAGGCCGAGCAAAGGCACGUCUUUGAGCUGGACUACGACAUGCUGGUCUAUGCGGUGGGUGCCGAAACCGCCGACUUCAACAUCCCAGGCGUUCGACAGCACACAUUCUUCUUCAAGGAGCUCCGAGACGCAAGAAACGACCGAAAAGCUCUUCUUAACUUCAUCGUCAUUGGAGGUGGACCAACAGGUGUUGAGAUUGCUGCCGACCUCGCCGACUUCGUAGAAGAGGACUGCCGCCGCCUGUACCCGAAGCUGUGUGAUCAGGUGUCUAUCUCUUUGGUGAACAUGGAGGACCACCUGCUCUCCACUUACAGCCGCGAUAUUUCAAACAAGAGCUUGGAGAUCUUUGAGCAGAAGGGUGUGGAGGUUCUCAACGGCUGGAGGGUCACUGAGGUCACAGCCGACAAAGUGAAGAUGACAGACCGGCAUGCCAACCUGAAGGAGUUACCCCACGGCUGCGUGAUCUGGGCAGCCGGUGUGAAGCCCAACAAGCUCACUGGACAGGUCAAAGCUUCCCUGUGCGAAGUUCUGAAAGGACGACAAGAUGACAAGGCGAACUACGUCCAGAGCCGAGUGAGAGGCUUGGCCACUGAUGAGUGGCUUCACGUUUGGGGCAGCCUGGGCUCAAUUUUUGCGCUGGGCGAUGCCAGCUCAGUGCAACAAGACUGCGCUUGCCUUUAUGCAGAGGAGCUGUUCAAGGAGGCCGACGUGAACAAGGAGGGAAAGCUGUCUGUAGAAGCCUUGAGAGAUCUCCUGCGAGCGAACGCUACCCGCCACCCGCAAUUUGAGGCCUAUGCUGACUACUUGGAGGAGGCAGUCAGCGACGACUUGACGGACACCUUUGCAGAGAUGACGAAGAUGUUUGGGAAAAAGGUUUGGAAAGAGCAGGUGGCGUGGCAGCGCACUUACUCCUUGGGACAGCGGGUAACCGAGCGGAUCAAGAAGCGCAAUGCGCAGGAGAUUGAGCAGGAUCUUGAUGAGGCCGAGGUGUUGCAGAGAGACUACAUCACUUUGGAAGGAUUCAAAGACCUGUUGAAGAUCAUUCACAAGACGCUGGAGACGUUUCCCCCAACCGCACAGGUGGCAGCCCAGCAAGGGCAGUACUUGGCCAAGGCCCCUCGGUUUCGUCCAUGGAGUCUUCGUUUCAGGGUUUAUAGGGUUUAG
Molecule: messenger RNA, 1839 nt
Organism: Symbiodinium sp. CCMP2456
Lineage: Eukaryota; Dinophyceae; Suessiales; Symbiodiniaceae
Source: the annotation of a GenBank genome assembly